Molecule: messenger RNA, 5487 nt
Organism: Porites evermanni
Lineage: Eukaryota; Metazoa; Cnidaria; Anthozoa; Scleractinia; Poritidae
Source: the annotation of a GenBank genome assembly
AUGUCGCGAGGGCUUGAUGAAAGAUCAAAGAAAUUUAUUGAUGCUGUUCAAGCUGAUCUCCGAGCUUUGUCGAACGAAACAAGGCGAAAAUUCCAGCCAGUCAAAGAGGUACAACAUCUGUUCAAUGCUUUGUGAAAAACUUCAAUUUGUUAAGACAAUGUGUGGUUUAAAAUGGUAGUAUUAGAAAAAAAACUGGAAAAUUAACAAAUUUAAGCUUAUAAAAGUUGCAAUUAUUUUUGUGUUAAUUUUCUCAACUUAAUACUCCCCAUUGUUUGUAAACUUCUAUUUUUGUGCGUUAAUUUCUUUAAAAAAUCUUUUUAUUCAUUUUUCUUUUCAGGCCGCCGAAGCCGGAAUUUUACGUCUCCGAACUAUUAGUGCUGCAAAAUCAAGAAAUGUUAAAAUCACUAAAGGUACAUUUACUGCAUAAAAUUUUAGAAGCUGAUACAAGGAAAUCCAGAAGUCACCUGUUGCCUAAAGAAACUCCCAAAAUGUCAAUGUAUUUAUUUAUCAAUAGGCUAACUUUCAACGAAUUUAUAAUGAACAGCACUCCAUGAUUUUAAAGAGCUUGUGACUAUGUUUACAUGUGAUUUUGCAAGGUAAAAUAUGUAAAUGUAAAGAGCAGAUCAAGAAAUUUAUUUACAGGGUUUGCAUGCACUUUGAUUGUCCUUGAAAGUCCUUGAAUUUGAAAUUAAAAAUUCAAGUCCUUGAAAGUCCUUGAAAAUUGCAGUCGCUGCUGGAAAGUCCUUGAAUUUCAGUGCUAACUUUAUCUAACCCAAAGGAAAAGGAGCAAACACAGACGACAUUCAGGUUAAAAUUGCUCAUGUUGUGAAGAAACUAAAAAAGACAUAGACUCAAGACUCUUUUCUGCACCGAAUGGUGUCCUUGAAAGUCUGUGAAAAGUCCUUGAAUUUUUUGUGCAAAAACAGGGUACCAACCUUGUAUAAUUUUAAUACUUGAAUGGGGCAGUCUAAAUUGCAGAUUGCAGACUGGCUAUGGACUAUUGUUUUUAGGGUUAGAAAACAAUGGGACUAUUGUUACAUUUCUCAUUUGCAUGGUGAAAACAAUAGUCUUCGGUCUGCAUUUUACACUGACUGUACCACAGUAUUUAAAUGAUGACCAUCAUACCAUGUAUUCCUAUAGUUUAUGGCCCCCACUAAUCCUAAUCUCCUGGCUUAUCAAUUUCUGUACACCCUUCAUUGCACUAUUUUUAUCUUACAAUUGUGGAGGCAGGAUGGCCAUUCAGUUGGAGCACUGGACAUUCUUCGACCCCUAGCUGGAUAAUUGUUGUUCUUGGUUAGCCUGCGAAAACAUCUGUUUCUCCUCGCUCUUUGCUGCUGGGGAUUUUUCGCGCAGAGAAACGUCUGCAACUCAGAGACAGAAAUUCCAUACUGAUGACGUAAAAUAUGUCCAGAAUCCGGUCAGAAGCCCUGAUUGGUCGACAGCGUAGUUACAUUGUUUUAGCUAUUGUUUAUGAAUGACAGACAAAAGACAAAAGACAAAAGGCCACAAAGGUCAAAUGUAAAUGCAAUGAAUCUCUAACAAAACAGUCAAUAUUUUUGGAAUAAAUUAUAGUCUUCUCUAGAACAAGCAUUUAAGGUUUGCUGGAGCUCGUUCGCAAAUGAACACUACACUUUACCAAAAUCGAUCAGGAGAAACCUAAAAUUGAAUAAAUUUACAUUUAGAACCCCAUGACUAUGGGAUUUAUUAAGUGAACUUUGAUUUGCGUCAUCAGUAUGGAAUUUCUGUGCUCAGUCGCAGACGUUCCUCCGCGCAAAACGUCCCCAGUGGCGAAGAGCGAGAAGAAACAGAUGUUUUCGCAGGCUAGUUCUUGGUAGUCCCGAGUUCAAAUACUAAAUAGCCAACUGUUUUGGUUGGAAACAGAGGACAUAGUAAAAUGCUAAUUUUUUCAAGGUUGUAAAUGUUUUUCAAUGGUAUAAAAAUAACAGUGGGCAGAAUUUGCUCUUCAAGCGUUUGUUGAGUGAGUCCUGCUCAUGGAAAAAGUCUAUAAUUUGGGUCAUAAACUGUCUACAAUAUAAUGGAGAUAUUUUCUUGUUAUAAUCAUAUAAAUAAGGAUUGCGACCUGACUUUUGCUUAUACAGAAUGUCGAAUCUUUGCUUAUUAUUAGACGAAUUUAUUUCAGGUUAAAAUUUUGUAACCUACAGUGUAGGUUGUUAAUCAGUUUCUUUUCUCACCUAGCCCUAAUUCAUGAAUAAUUAGGGCUAAGAGACGCAGAAAUUUGAGAAUCAACCUAGGUUUUAAAAAUGUUAAUCUGAGUUGUUUUCUUUUGACCUAUAAUAUACAAACAGUUUGAAGAUUUUAAAUUUUGAAUAUUUUUGGUUACAAUUAUUGUGUUACUGAAGUCUAACCUUGUUAAAAAUCUGUGAAAACCAACAGGCACUGCAUUGUUGAGGGGAGGGUGUGGCACUAAUUUAGGAUGGUGCUUAUUCAAGUUUAAUAUUAUUAUACACAUCCUGAUUCCUUUAUUUUAUGCAUAUUUAGUUGUUUCAGAAGAAAAUGAGAUAGUCCAGCCUUUCCUGCUUGGUUGUGAUACCAAAAGUCUUCGUGUGGUACAGAUCUCGCUGACGGCACUACAGAGGCUUAUUACCAAUGAAGCUCUGUCUGAGGUAUGCAUUAAUUUUGUACUACCGUGUGGUUGAGUCUGUUUUCAGCUUAAACAAGUAUUCAGCUUAGAUUGAAUCAGACAUUUCUUUGUUUCCUAUAAUUAUAUGAUAAUAUUAUAAUUAAUUUGUAAGAGACGAGGGAAAUUCCUGCAUUAAACUGAAAAUGGAUUUUACUUAGCACAUAAGCACUUAUCAACUUUACUAAGGGAAAACUUGCAAGACUAGAGGAAUGUAUAACGGUGAGGAGAUGAGAAAAAAUUGAAAGAAUUUUUGCUGCUUGCCAUUUAGGCUAGAAACUUGGGCAAAAUGUAUAAACAAGGGCUCAUCUAAAUGGAAAUUUUUCAGAAAAAUGGUUCACUUCAAUGAGGAUGUUGUCCACUUUGACUGGUUAACCUCUUAUGCUUCUUUCCCGCAGUUUUCUGUUUCACUAGGAAGUAUUUGUAAUAAUAUUUCAGUUGAAAUAUGAAUAGAAUGCUUGGGCCAUGUAGAAAUUUCAAAUUGAUCCAAUUUAAAUUUCAUUGCUCUUAUUUUUCACCUAAUUCUGGUGUCUGACCUUUAAUUUAGUCUGGUGUAAUGGAAAACACUGUUUACAUUCUCAAAAAGAACACACGAAAAAAUACAGGAAAGUUUGAGAAAGCCAGAAAUACCUGGCCUAAAUUGAACAAGGGUAGCCUUGUUCCCGGUUGUUACAUGUAUGUGACAUUAUGCCUCAGCCGUUAAGUGGAAAAAUUUGCCUAGGAUGCCUGGUAAUAGCAUGAUUUGUAGUGAUAUUUGGCAUAAAUACCAUGAGUGAUAUUUCGAAAUUGUUGAACGAAAUUUGAGACAAUUUUGAAAUAUUACGAGUGGUAUUUAUGCCAAAUAUCACGUUCAAAUAAUGCUAUUUUUUGUUUAUACUACUACCCGCACAAGGUUUGUAAUUUUCACAUGUAGGUAUUUCAAAUUAAGCUGAAAUACCACUGCUCUAAGCCAAUCAAAUUGCAGUAAUUUCUAAUGUAGUAGUAUAAUAAUAGAAAUCCAAAAUCAUUGAAAAGGUGACACAGUGUAACUUUCUAUUCUGUGAGGAAAAAUGCACUGUAUUAUUUUUUGUUUUGUUUCUACCAUCUAAAACAGUCCGCAAAUGUAUGGAAGUGUUUAUUCAUAAAAUAUUUUAAUGAUCCUCACAGAUAAAGGUAAAUUUUAGUUGAGUAAUUAUCUGGGACUUUUUCUUGCUGGUCUGAAAUUUUUUUGAAAUUUUAUGCCCUGCCUUGCACUAUUGCCUAGUCAAUGGCAAAAUUCAUAAACUUCAUCAGGUUUUUGGCUUUGUGUGAGUGGUAUUUUGAUAGACCUUCCAUGGAUUUUUUCUUAAUAGACUAAGUAUAGUAAGUGAGUAUCCAACAAUGCUGCUGGAAAGAGGGUCUUAAAAGCAUGGGCUUCUGAUAUUUGGCGUGGUCAGGGAUGGUGGCACAAACUUUUCUUCAUCCAUACAAAUAGCGUUUGUAAAAUUCCGCAACUUCGGGGAAUAUAUCUUUAUUAUCUUUCAACAAGUCUUUUCCAGACUUUGCAAGUUUACUGAUUUUAAAGCAUUCUUUCCAGCCAUGUUGACUUGUUUUUGUUAACUGGUCCUCGUCAAAAGUUGAAAAUAUCAUGAAAGUCUUGACAGAUGUACAUGUAUGUUCUCUUACAGUCCUCAGCCAGUAACCUUGUCAGUACACUCUGGCAGUUGAUGGAAGGUGGUUUAGAAGAGCUGAGAAUUCUUCAAACCAUAAUUCUUCUCAUUACAACGUCAAAUAUUGUUCAUGGAGAAAGCCUUGGAAAGGUCUGUGUUGUAAAAAUAAUUGGUCAAACCCGUAUGCAAUAAAUAUUUUCCCUGUCUGCUGUAAAAUAAGAUAUAAUCAAACUUCUACUUAUGGCCACCUCUCUACAACCGCCACUUUUUUCCGUCCCCAAGAUGGCCAUUGUGGAGAGGUUUGGCUGCAAUUUAAUAAUUAUGUUAACAAAGGAGUUACUUCAGUCUAAAGGACAAAUCACAACUCUAUGCAUGGCAAAAAGGUUACUGCCAAGCUUUAUAAUUUAAAGUUACAAAGCAAGAAAGAUAAACUUUGAAAAACUGGCUAAACAGUUUACAUAACCCCAAGUGCAAUCCAUUUUGAUCUUUACUGCGUCAUUUUCUUUAUUAAAAAGCAGUUGUUUUUUCUUACAAAGUGGAGCCUGAAAGGCAUUGCGUGCAAUCACACAGUCAUGAAUCGCUAAGUCGUGUUGGUUAAAAUCAGCAAUGAAAACUAGCCUUGUGCUAGACCUGGAAACAACCAUUAAUAGGCAGGUUGUGACCAGAAAAUAGCUGGACUCAUUUUGAAUGGUGUUUAAGUAAAUGCCUUAAUAAGUAAACUACUUUCAGAUUUAUUGAGGGUGUACACUGUAGUGUCAAAGGCGUCUCAAAGUUGUCAUAGAAUAAUUUUGAUUCCGGGUUCAAACUUUUUUUUAUUUCCUUUAAUUUCCUUCUUCUUUCUAGACUUUCCCCCCUUUAUUUACAAACACUGGAUCUUUCCCUGAGCUUUUGAGGUUCUGUGAGACAUGUGCUGUUUUAAUUGUGCAUGUGCUGAUUUAAUUGUGUGGACGUAACUUCUUUACAUUUCAAUAUUAAUAAAUUAUUAUCCUUUGUAGGGUAUUGUUGUACAAAAGUACAAAAAUGUAACAUUUAUAUUAAUUUUCAAUUUGGUUUAUUGUUUAAUUUGUUUCAUGUUGUUUUCACCCUUUUAAGGCGAUGGUGUUGUGCUUCAAGUUGUACUUCAUUAAAGAUGCAACAAUUUGUACCACGGCUGCAGCAACUGUCAGACAGAUGGUUUCUGUGAUUUUUGAAAGGGUCCUGAUAGAGGACAGUCAAGGAUUG